Cyprinodon variegatus (sheepshead minnow) is the source of this 2222-nucleotide messenger RNA. RefSeq names its product ring finger protein, transmembrane 2 (gene rnft2). The transcript has 11 exons. The coding region runs from base 96 to 1532 and encodes 478 amino acids. Gene Ontology annotation, molecular function: ubiquitin protein ligase activity. The record is from RefSeq and is a predicted model, not a curated record. Gene Ontology annotation, biological process: positive regulation of ERAD pathway. Lineage: Eukaryota; Metazoa; Chordata; Actinopteri; Cyprinodontiformes; Cyprinodontidae.
AAUAAGUUGCUUGCCAAGCACCAUAAAUAAAGAAGUAGAAGCAGCUAACGGGUAAUCCAUGAAGCUAACGCAGGGCUGGGCCAUGUGGUGAGGCCAUGCAGAGGAGACACAGCAGCAACACGGAUGGCAUGCCCUCUGAAAGAAAUCGAAGCCAAACUCUGGGGUCGGAGAGCAGCCUGGAUGACGGAGGCGUGUUUGACUGCCUGAAGCCUGAGUCGUCUGCUUCACCCCAGCAGAUGUUCUCAGGCCUGGUGGGCGUCCCGUCCAGCUCUGCUCAUCUGCAAGCAGCUGGUUUAUUUCUAGGCUCCCCACCUGAAGUUUUUAUCCAGAUGACUGCAUCUUCCAGGGAAGAAGCAGGCAGCCAUAGAACAGAGGGCGGACCGUUCCUCACCCGGCCGCCCCAGCACCACCACCACCACUUCCACCACCAGCCCCUGCAGCACAGAACAUCAUCUCUGCUUCAGCAGGCCACCACGGCAGCUAGCUCCGAGAGGCACGGCUCCAGGGAAGACGCCCAGGAUGAGCAGUCUACCCCGGCUCCAGCUCUGUCAGAGCUGAAGUCUGUGGUUACGUGGCUGCAGAGGGGCUUUCCCUUUAUCCUCAUCCUUCUGGCUAAAGUCUGCUUUCAACAUAAACUAGGUAUCGCUGUGUGUGUGGGAAUGAUCAGCACAUUUGCUUAUGCCAAUUCUACAUUUAAGCAUCAAGUUUCACUGAGGGAGGAGCGAUCCAUGUUUGUGGCUCUUUGGAUCAUCUUGUUUCUCGGGGGGAACAUCGUAUAUAUCUACUACUCCUUCAGCCAGGAGGAGCUGCACUAUAGAGUUUCAGUUCAUGUCAGUCAUGUCCUCCUCAUAUUUGCGAAGCCCAACCUCAACAGCUUUGACUUCUUUGAUCUGAUCUGGGCGGUUGGAAUCACCGACUUCGUCCUUAAAUACGUCACCAUCGGCCUGAAGUGCUCUGUCCUCUUUCUGCCCAAGAUGAUUAUGGCCUUCAAGUUAAGGGGUAAGUUCUAUCUUCUGAUCGAGGAGCUGAGCCAGCUGUUUCGGGCUCUGGUGCCAGUGCAGCUGUGGUAUAAGUACAUCAUGGGCGAGGACCCGUCAAACAGUUACUUCCUGGGAGCAGCACUCAUCAUCAUCUACAGCCUCUGCAAGUCCUUUGAUCUUUGUGGACGAGUAUCUGCGAUACGGAAGGCGUUGGUGAUGCUCUGCAGCUCCCAGAGUUACGGAGUGAGGGCCAGCAAUCAGCUCUGCAGCGAGGCUGGUGAUGUCUGCGCUAUCUGCCAGGGGGAUUUCAAAGAUCCUAUUGCUCUCAUCUGUCAGGUAGGGAGCAUGUGUUCUGUGAGGAGUGCCUGUGUUUGUGGUUCGACCGCGAGAGAACGUGCCCUCUGUGUCGCUCCACUGUCGUCGAGGCCCUGCGAUGCUGGAAGGACGGCACCACGUCCGCUCACUUCCAGAUAUACUGAGCUCUCUGACAAGAUUCACAGGAUCAUAGGGAUGGGAGUGCGCUUUAAAGGAAGUUACACCAUGCCCCAGUGAACUCUCAUACAGAAUGAGAAUUUUUGCAGUUUUCUAAACUAAAUGAUGGUACACGUGCAUAACGACAUUAUCCACACCGAGUCAUGGCAUCAAGGUCAGCUGUUAUUUUAUAGUAUAUUUUCUUUCUUUGCAUAAGUAGGUAUUGAUUUAUUGUAAGCAUGACGGGGUAAAGAAUUAACACGAAUUUAAAAUCUGUGUAUAUUCCCUGUGAUAUUUUAUGUAAAGCUACUGUUCACCUUGUAUGUGGUUUAAAUGAGGCACCUCAGCAUUAUCUGCAGUGGAAAGCUACCCUCUUUGCAAAGUUUUAGGUUAAUUUUAUCUCCCUAAAUUAAAGAAUUCAAUUUUGCUUCGGUUUUAAACUGUAAGCAGUGUAGUUUGGUUUCAUUUUUGUGAUCCAUGUUGCAAUUAAAGACAACCUUAGGAAGAGCUUUCAUUGUUUAUUAUCAGAACUGUUGAAGAUUUAUUAGAAAUUUUUGACAUAAAAAGAUCCCAGUUGAUACAAAACAAAAAAAAAACUUUACAUCAGAAAAAGAAAAGCUUAUUCUUAGGAAUCACAAACAGCAUAAAAGCAUUUUAUGAACAGGUCCAGCAUUUUUGUUUAAGGUAAAACGCUACAUAACAGCCUCAACAAUAAAACAUACACAAAUCUUUAAACAGGAUCCAAACACUAAAAAAAAAAAAAAAAAGACA